UUUCUUACUGGUCCCAUGCUCCUCAGACAAGACAUCAAAACAUCCUCCGUUUCCGACCGAUCUAGAGAAAAACAUUUUGAGGGCUGAGAGCAAGAGAUUAGAUAAGAAAAAUGGAAGGAUGGGAUCCGAGCACGAAGUCUACGUUAACGCGAAUCCCGCUUCUGACGACAAAGGCGGGACCAAGAGACGGCGACGCAUGGAAACAGAGGCUUAAAGAAGAGUACAAGUCUCUGAUCGCAUACACACAGAUGAACAAGUCCAACGACAACGACUGGUUCCGCAUCUCCGCAUCCAAUCCCGAAGGCACUCGCUGGACUGGCAAGUGCUGGUAUGUUCACAACCUCCUCAAAUACAAAUUCGAUCUCCAGUUCGAUAUCCCUGUCACUUACCCUGCCACUGCUCCCGAGCUCGAGCUCCCUGAGAUUGACGGCAAAACUCAAAAGAUGUAUCGAGGUGGGAAGAUUUGCUUGACUGUGCAUUUCAAGCCGCUCUGGGCUAAAAACUGUCCUAGGUUUGGUAUAGCACAUGCACUUUGUUUGGGGCUUGCUCCGUGGCUUGCUGCAGAGAUUCCAAUCCUUGUGGACUCCGGCAUGAUUAAGCACAAAGAUGACGCAGCCUCAUCUGCAGAAUUCUAGACCUCUCUAUCUGUGUCAGAGUCUGAGGUGUUAUCAGUAAUAGCUUAACUCAGGAAUGAUUGAGGUGGAUGCGUCUGCUAUAUACAACGUUUACAUGAAAAAAAAAACAAUAAAGAUUUUGAGCUAUUGCAUUGUUUUUCUUCAAAUACUUAUACAACUUGAGAGUAUUUGAUGUUUGUUCAUACUUUGGAACUGGUUCGUGCAAGGUGUGGAUAUUCUAUUACGAACCUUUUUACAUGGGAUUGCUUAUAAAGUUGAGGUCUGCUCUA
Raphanus sativus (radish) is the source of this 904-nucleotide messenger RNA. Its product is annotated as ubiquitin-fold modifier-conjugating enzyme 1-like. The transcript has 3 exons. The record is from RefSeq and is a predicted model, not a curated record. Gene Ontology annotation, molecular function: UFM1 conjugating enzyme activity. Gene Ontology annotation, biological process: protein K69-linked ufmylation. Bases 111 to 635 code for a protein of 174 amino acids. Lineage: Eukaryota; Viridiplantae; Streptophyta; Magnoliopsida; Brassicales; Brassicaceae. Gene Ontology annotation, cellular component: cytoplasm.